AUGAUAGGCAGAAGAAAAGAGGUUAUGAUUAAGUCGAUUCUUCAGGAUAUUCCUUCUUAUGUCACGAGUGUCUUUGUUAUCCUGGAUGGUAUUGUGAUUUUUAUUGAGAAGAUGAUGAAUUCUUUCUGGUGGGGAGGAAGUAGUAAUAAUAAAGGUAUUAAGAGGCUAGCUUGGGACAAAUUAUCUUGCACCAAGAAGGAUGGGGGGACUUGGACUCGGAGAUUUAAAAGCUUUCGACUUGGCUAUGGUGGCAAAACAAUGGUGGCACUUGAUGACAAAUCUAGAGUCGUUGGUGGCUAG
This is a messenger RNA of Lathyrus sativus (Indian pea), 300 nucleotides long. The record is from the annotation of a GenBank genome assembly. NCBI's taxonomy places the organism in Eukaryota, Viridiplantae, Streptophyta, Magnoliopsida, Fabales, Fabaceae.